Messenger RNA from Laetiporus sulphureus 93-53, 549 nucleotides. RefSeq lists its product as uncharacterized. The record is from RefSeq and is a predicted model, not a curated record. Bases 1 to 549 code for a protein of 182 amino acids. The transcript has 4 exons. NCBI's taxonomy places the organism in Eukaryota, Fungi, Basidiomycota, Agaricomycetes, Polyporales, Laetiporaceae.
AUGCUGUCACCGACGCUAUUCGUGUUGAUCAGAAAGCGCUGGAUAAACCCUGUGAAGGCCAAACGCAUCACGACUAACACGCUCCUCAUCCUUAUCUCCGCGUGCCUCACGCCCUCCUGCCAUACGCUCCUUGCACUGACGCGCCUGCACAAAGAGCUGCUCAUCGCAAUUACAGUCACGCUCACCGCCGUCCUCCCGCAUGGCCACCCGGUGCGCGGUGUCAUGCUCGCUGAACUUGGCAAGGUGCCCGUGAUCGACGAGCUGACCCGCCGGCCAGGCCUUAUGUGGCAGGAGACCACUCCGCGGUACGCGCAGCUGCUCGCCAGUGCGCUUGCGGGCAUUGCGAGGGUUGGGUCGUCACCUUCCCGUUCGAUGUCGUCCAGUCCCACGAGUACGUGGUCGACGAUCGUGGCCAAGGAGCGAUUGCCUUCGUCGGGUCCGUCACACCUGAAGCUCACGUAUGAGAUGUUGUUGCUUGCGCCGGACGAGGUUACUAGGCAGAAGACGGUGGCAGACUCGUCGCAAGCAAGGUCGGAAAAGCGAUUGUAA